AUGAAGUCCAAAUUGGAUAUAACCUCCGCCUAUGCCGAAGAAAUGGUGGCCCAAUACAAGGCCGAAUUGGAGGACUUGCGUGAGUGCUCGGAGUGGAGCCCCGAGGGCUCGGGUGAGAUUCGGGCAUGGUUGGAGGUUCUGAGGCAGAUAUAUCUGGUUACCAGUCCGGUGCGCGUCCUUGAGUUUGUGAUAGAGACUUCUACGAUGCGGAUGUGCAUUGAUUACCGCCAGUUGAACAAAGUCACCAUCAAGAACAAGUAUCCGUUGCCUUGCAUUGAUGAUUUGUUCGACCAGUUGCAGGGUGCUAGGGUGUUCUCUAAGAUUGACCUGAGGUCAGGGUAUCAUCAGUUGAAGAUUCAGGACACUGAUGUUCCGAAGACUACAUUCAGGACUAGAUAUGGCCACUAUGAGUUUCUAGUGAUGUCCUUUGGCUUGACCAAUGCACCAGCAGCAUUUAUGGAUCUGAUGAACAGGGUAUUCAGGCCUUAUAUUGAUUCCUUUGUUAUCGUCUUCAUUGACGACAUCUUAAUAUACUCACGUAGCCUGGGGGAGCACGAGCAGCAUUUGAGAGUAGUGCUUCAAACCUUGCGGGAGCAGAAGCUAUAUGCUAAGUUCUCCAAGUGUGAGUUUUGGCUUGAGUCAGUGGCAUUCUACAUGGUAUAA
This is a messenger RNA of Nicotiana attenuata, 663 nucleotides long. RefSeq names its product RNA-directed DNA polymerase homolog. The record is from RefSeq and is a predicted model, not a curated record. Lineage: Eukaryota; Viridiplantae; Streptophyta; Magnoliopsida; Solanales; Solanaceae. The transcript has 4 exons. Bases 1 to 663 code for a protein of 220 amino acids.